AUGGCGAACUCGAAACAGGUGGCAGAAUUGCCACGCUUCCUCCUCCCCCGUUUGACUUGGACUACGACUUCGUUCGUCCAGGCUGCUCCGCAGACAGUUCACAUUUCCCCUACAAUUAAUCGAAAGCCCAGCCUCCCAUCAUUUCAAACAGUCUCCAAGCCUCGUACAAUACAUAGCAGCGCUGCUAGAAACUUGAACAUUUCCAAGACUCCGUGCUCCCCACGAUCUCUGAGACGACCACAAACCUACGCCCAACCACUACCGCCCGACUCAGCUCCAAUCCGGCACAAUGGCGUCUACGUCGCCACUUAUAAACCUGCGCGCAAGGCCUUCUCCUCGAGUACAGUGCAGAGGAAGGAGCACCAUUUUGACACAUUGAAAUUUGUCCAGAGAUUAAAAGGGGAAGGGUUUAGUGAAGAGCAGGCUGUGGCCAUGAUGCGCGUUUUAAACGACGUGAUAGAAGAGUCCAUUCAGAACCUCACUCGGACCAUGGUUCUUAAAGAAGACGCGGAGAGAACAACAUAUACCCAGAAGGUGGACUUUGCCAAACUCAGGAGCGAGCUGUCAAACGCCGACAGCACUGAAGCACAGCUCACACGGUCAAGCCAUGAGCGCUUGUCCAGCGACCUGGCGAAACUGAGCGCAAGACUACGCGAUGAGAUCGGUCGUACUCAAGCUAGCGUGCGUUUAGACCUGAAUCUUGAGAAGGGCAGAAUACGAGAAGAAGCGAAUGGUCAAGAGAUGCGUAUCAAGGAAACCGAAGCCAGAAUCGAGCAGGAGGUCGCCGGACUCAGGGAGCGUGUUGAGGCAGUAAAGUUCUCGACCCUGCAAUGGCUCAUGGGUGUUUGCACAGGCACAGCCGCAUUGAUUUUGGGUGCCUGGCGUCUGUUGAUGUGA
Molecule: messenger RNA, 897 nt
Organism: Capronia epimyces CBS 606.96
Lineage: Eukaryota; Fungi; Ascomycota; Eurotiomycetes; Chaetothyriales; Herpotrichiellaceae
Exons: 2
Coding region: 1-897 (298 amino acids)
Cellular component (GO): mitochondrion
Source: RefSeq, a predicted model, not a curated record